This is a messenger RNA of Zasmidium cellare ATCC 36951, 957 nucleotides long. RefSeq lists its product as uncharacterized. The transcript is spliced from 2 exons. Bases 1 to 957 code for a protein of 318 amino acids. The record is from RefSeq and is a predicted model, not a curated record. NCBI's taxonomy places the organism in Eukaryota, Fungi, Ascomycota, Dothideomycetes, Mycosphaerellales, Mycosphaerellaceae.
AUGGCGAAGCCGAAAUACGAGACCAGCGGCCCCUUGAAGAACCACUUCUACAUUCUCGACUGGCCAGGCAGUGAGCCAGAUCCAGACGACACUCUCACAACUCACUUCCAGAAGGUCACAAAGGUCUCAAGGUUGGCAACGGCUUACUUCGACUGCGAGCUUGUCAAAGUCGGUUUCAAAAAGGCAGACAAGCCAUUCGACGUCCUCCAGUACUUCCGCGAUGCUUUCCGUCACAUGCGCGACGAUGACAUGCUCGUCAUUUACUAUGAGGGUGGCGCUGCCGACUGCGACAAGGACUACGAGUGGCAAUUCGAAAACGGCCCCAAGCGUCCAGUGAAUGCAUACGAUCUUAUUCAGCUUUUCUACGAUUCGGGCCUCAACAUCAUGCUCAUCCUCGACUGCUACAUCCCCACGCGUUUCGAGGAGAAAUGGAACGUCCGUUCUGACGGCAAGGGCAACGUCGAGAUCAUAGCUCGAGGUGAGCGCGUGCAGACCGCCAAGGGCAAAGCGAUACAAGGCCACCGAUCUGACUUCACGGACAAUAUGAUCAAGGACCUGAAGACGUUUGUCAACGAUAUCGAGAAGCCUGGCCGCGAUGGAGGGUACGGUGGAUACCAUGCUCCCAUGUCUCUGUCGCAGCUCAUGCGCUCCAACACGUUUCUGGCGGCCAAUCCGAAGCGCAUCUUCGAUCGCAAGACCAAGGCGAAGGAUACCGUCCCGAUUGCUCGGAUUGUCAUUUUGCCGGAUGAGGUUAGGGCGAGCAAGCGGAUCUCGUGGUUCCUGAAGACGAUUCAGGACGAGCCUAAGAUCGUGGAAGACGGCGAAGAUGGGAAUGCGACUGUCAAGGCUAUUGUCGAAGACGAGGGCUUCGACGAGCCCAUGGACGAGGAUUUCGAUGGGUCGGUUGCUGGCGCAUCUGAGGGAGAUGGGCUGUUCUGCACGCCGCCACCCGUCUGA